Molecule: messenger RNA, 741 nt
Organism: Spodoptera littoralis (African cotton leafworm)
Lineage: Eukaryota; Metazoa; Arthropoda; Insecta; Lepidoptera; Noctuidae
Source: the annotation of a GenBank genome assembly
AUGGCUCAAGUUAAUCAUUGGAAAAUAUUAACAGACUGUGAUUUUACUGGAUAUACACUAGUUAUACCAAGUGUGGCUGUUGGAAAUGUUGGGCAACUUGCUGGUGAUUUAAUCAUUUCUUCUUUACACAUGACAAAGAUUGGAAUAAUUUACAGUCCAGCACUUAUUCCUAUAUCAGGAUACGAUCCUUAUAAGAUUGGUUCAAACUCUAUAUCAAGUUGCUGUGAACUUUAUCAGUGUGCUGAAAGGAAAGUGGCCAUUCUGCUGUUAAGGGCACCGCUAGUUUAUAAGUACGCAAAUCAAUUCCUCACUGAAGUCGUGGAUAAAUUCAAGGCUGAGAAUGUCAAGGACAUUGUAAUACUAACAAGUAGUUUUGCUCAUGAGAGGAAGCAUAUAAUGACAUCACCUUUCCGAUAUGUUGUGAAUGAUCAAUGUUUGUACACAAGUAAACUGAGGACUUUGGAUUGGGUGGAACAUGAAACUAAAGGCGAGCCCGUGAAAAUACUUGGAGGAGGCUUUGCAUCUCUACUGUUUGAAAUUACCAAGGAGAAGUCUGUGCCAUGCUUUCUCUUGUAUAAGUUUGCUUCGGAGGGAGACAACAUACCUGAUGCUUAUGAAAUGGUGCAGUAUUUGAACACUGUCAUACCACUCUUCAAUGAUUCAGACCUUUUCACACAAUUAGUCCCUCCAGUGUCAUGGAACCUCAUGUACGGAGGACCACCACCAAAAAAUAUUUAUUAA